Molecule: messenger RNA, 886 nt
Organism: Hibiscus syriacus
Lineage: Eukaryota; Viridiplantae; Streptophyta; Magnoliopsida; Malvales; Malvaceae
Exons: 1
Coding region: 84-692 (202 amino acids)
Source: RefSeq, a predicted model, not a curated record
CUCCCUGACAAAUUACUCAUUUCUUCUAAAUUUUCCUUCAUUUCCACUUAAUCUCUCUCUUUCUUUUUCUCUUGAAGGGAUCCAUGGAGAAUCAAAGCUCAAACCCAUCAAUCAUGUUACCAAAACAAUCACACCCACUUCACCAAAUCGCAGAAACGCCCACCCACAGGUUGCUUCUGAAACAAUGGCUGAAAGAAGAAGAACUAAUUCUCAACAGAAUAUCGUUCAAGGAGACUCAGAUCGACUUGAUCCGUAAAGAGAUCACACAGCUUUACAUCUUCUUCUUCCUCUUCCACUCCAUUUCUCUCCUCCUUCUCUUCAACUCUUCUUCCAAGGAGGCUCCUGUUGGUGGCUGCCAUAGGUCUUGGAUCCCAUCUCUGUGUUCUUUGCUGUGUUCGAUGGGGAUAAUUUGGGCUGUUCGGUAUAAAACCGAUGUGGAAGUUCACUUGGAGAAGCUGCUGGAAAGGGAGGAGGAGGAUGGGAAACUGUUGGGGAAGUGUGUGGAGGAGUUGAAGAAGAAAGGGGUGGAGUUUGAUUUGUUGAAAGAGGUAGAUGCUCUUAGGAGGGCUAAGAGUUUGAGGGUGGAAGCUAAAGCUGUGAGGAAAUGGUCUGCUAGGGACUUUGUUACUUUGUUUUUCUUCACUGCUUCUUGUCUGGUUCUUGGGUUGACUAGGGUUAUUUUGUGCAGUUAAACGGUUGUUUGGCUCAUUGGAAAGUUAUUGAUUAUUUUGUGCGGGGUUUUCUUUACUUUGGUAGAAGGUUGAUAUUGGAUUUUGCCGUAGAAAUGGUGGGGAAAUUGGUUGUUGGAUAGCAGAAUAUUCUGUUCUGCUUUUGUAAUUUGGGAAAGUUAUCAUGUCUCAUAUUAUGAAAUAAAUAUCAUGUUCUC